This is a messenger RNA of Heterocephalus glaber (naked mole-rat), 4832 nucleotides long. NCBI's taxonomy places the organism in Eukaryota, Metazoa, Chordata, Mammalia, Rodentia, Bathyergidae. The record is from RefSeq and is a predicted model, not a curated record.
ACCCCAGGGGUCUCCAGGGUCCCCUGCAGGACGCCCCCCACCCCCCGCAAAUGCCAGGAGGAGCAAGCUGGAUGCACCUGAUGGGGGGGCGGCCAGGUGGGCAGGUGCGCCCGGCCGCCCGCGGGUACUGCAGCAGGGAGCAGUGCAGCAGCCCGGGCUCUGCACCCCGCAGGAGCAGCAGCAGGUGACCCAGAGGCUCAGGUGAGGGCCAGGUGAACAGAAUGAGCGACUGGAACAGGAUCUUUGCCCAAAAUGUACUUGUCCCUCCACAUCCGCAGAGAGCCCGGCAGCUUUUGAAGGAAUCCAUGGCCUUUCAGUGUGUCCUGAAGUGGCUCGAUGGGCCGCUAAUUAAGCAGGGGGCGCUGGAGGUGCUGUCGGAGGUCGAGUGCCACCUGCGAGUGUCUCUCUUCGACGUCACCUACCGACACUUCUUUGGGAGGACGUGGAAAACCAUGGUGAAGCCGACCAGGCAGCUCUCUCAGCAGCCACCCAGGAUCAUCUUCAGGGAGCCCUUCUACUUUCACACGUCCUUAAACCACCCGAACAUUGUGGCUGUGGUCGAAGUAGUCGCUGAAGGCAAGAAGCAGGACGGGAGCCCCCAGGCCUUGUCCUGCGGGUUUGGAAUUCUCCGGAUCUUCAGCAGCAGGCCAGACUCUCCGCCCUCUCCGUCCCAGGACCGACAGUUGAAGCUGUAUCAUGGCACCCCCAGAGCCCUCCUGCACCCGCUCCUCCAGGACCCCAUAGAACAAAACAAGCACAUGACCCUCAUUGAGAACUGCAGCCUGCACUACACGCUGCGGCCCCACCCGGCCCUGGAGCCUGCCUUCCACCUCCUGCCCGAGAACCUGCUGGUGUCAGGUCUGCAGCCCAUCCCCGGCCUCCUUCCGGCGCACGGCAACUCGGGUGAUGCCCUCUGGAAGCCACGCCUUCAGAAGACCUCCACGUGGCACCUGGACGACAUCUUCUUCUCCCUGUAUCCCUCCCUCGAGAAGUUUGAGGAGGAGCUUCUGGAACUCCUUGCCCAGGACCACUCCCAGGAGGGAGGUGGCCUGCUGGACGGUGGCCCCCUGGGGGUCCUGGAGCGACGCCUGCACGUGGGCGUGCACAACGGUCUGGGCUUCGUGCAGAGGCCGCAGGUGGUGGUGCUGAUGCCCGAGAUGGACAUGGCCUUGACGCGCUCCGCCAGCUUCAGCAGGAAAGUCAGCUCCUCUUCCAGAACCAGCUCUGGAAAUCAGGCUCUGGUUUUGAGAAGCCGCCUGCGCCUCGCCGAGAUGGUCAGUCACCCUGCCUUUGCCAUCACCUUUCAGCUGGAGUACGUGUUCAGCAGCCCUUCAGGAGUGGACAGCAACGCUGUGUCGCUCACUGCCUUGUCCCACUUGGCGUGCAUGCGCAUGGUCCGCUGGGCUGUCUGGAGCCCCGACCUGGAAGCCAGUGACGGCAGGGUCUCCUUGCCUCUGCAGGGUGGCACUGGGCCCAGCCCCUCGCGCUGCCUGGUCUACAAGGUGCCCUCGGACAGCAGGAGCUCUGAAGAGGUGAAGCAGACCGAGGUGGGGACGGUGCAGUUCCGGUUCUCGCUGAGCCCGGAGGAGCUGCCAGAGACCCCCAAGGAACGUGCCGAAGGCCCCCGGGCGGAGCAGCGGCCCUGCGGGAGGCCGCCCCGGUCCCCCUCAGGCCCACCAGCACCGACGCCCCAGGGUCUUGCUGCCACCCAGAACUCUCCCGUGGGACCAGGGUUGUCACUGUCCCAGCUGGCGGCCUCCCCACUGUCCCCAGCUCAGCGUCAUUCAGCCAGAGUGAGUCCACAGCCACUGGACGGUUCCCAGCCCCAGACAGAGGACUUCCCGCUGGAGGGCAGGAUCUCGCACCUGGAAGCUGACCUGAGCCGGACUCCUGCCUCCCUGGAAACCUCUGUCACCGAACACUUACAGGAGCUGCCGUUCACCCCGCUGCACGCCCCCAUUGUGGUGGGAGCCCAGACCAGGAGCUCUGGAGGCCAGCUCUCGAGGGCCACCAUGGCUGUCCUGCAGUCCUCCGGCUUCCCGGAGAUUCUGGACACCAACAAGCAGCCCGCAGAAGCCGUCAGCCCCACAGAGCCCGUGGAGUUCAACCCGCAGAAGGAAGAGGCAGAUCGUCUGCAGAGCAACGAGAUGGUGCUGCACUUCUUGGCCUUCAGCAGAGUGGCCCAGGACUACCAAGGAACACCGUGGCCAAAGACUGUGUAUUUCACCUUCCAGUUCUACCGCUUCCCACCCGUGACCACGCCGCGCCUGCAGCUGGUCCCACUGGACAGGGCUGGGGGGCCCAGCUCCGCCUCCCUGUCCCACCUCCUCGUUCCCAUCAGUAAAGACGGCUCCUAUGACACAGGGCCCCCAGGCUUGCAGCUGAGGUAUGCAGUGGGCCCCGAGUUCCUGAAGCCAGGCGAGCAGCGCUGGUUCCUCCGCUACCUGGCCGUGCACACGUUGCAGAUCGACGUCUGGGACGGGGAUUCGCUGCUCCUUCUUGGAUCGGCCGCUGUCCCAAUGAAGCACCUCCUCCGCCAAGGCCGGCCAGCCGUGCAGGUUGCCCACCAGCUGGAAGUCGUGGCCACCGAGUAUGAGCAGGACACCCCGGUGUCUGGGUUCGGCAGUGUCAAGCCCAUCGGGGUCCACACGGUGGUGCAGGGCCGGCUGCAUCUGACCUUGGCCAACGUGGGUCACGCAUGUGAACGCAGAGCGAAAGAAUCCUGCUCGCUGCCACCGUCCAGAUCUCGGGUCAUCUCGAACGACGGAGCCAGCCGCUUCCCUGGGGGCAGCCUCCUCACGCUGGGAAGCCAGAGACGGAGGAACGUGGUCCAGGCGCAGAGGCUGGCCGACGUGGACAGCGAGCUGGCCGCCAUGCUGCUGACCCCUGCGCUGGGCGGCCGGGGACCCUGGAGCAGCGGCCGCGAGGUGGACGCUGUGCGCAGGCGAAAGCUGGAGAGGAUGCGGUCUGUGCGCCUGCAGGAGUCGGGGGCGGAGCCCGUCAGCCGCAGGACGGCCGUGCUGGCCCAGCAGAGCGCGCGUAUGCAGCACUCCCGGGACCUGCAGGUCAUCGACGCCUACCGGGAGCGCACCAAGGCGGAGAGCAUCGCCAGCCUGCUGAGCCUGGCCAUCACCACGCAGCACACGCUCUACGCCACGCUGGGCACGGCCGAGUUCUUUGAGUUCGCCCUGAAAAACCCCCACAACACGCAGCACACGGUGUCCAUCGAGAUCGACAACCCCGAGCUCAGCCUCAUCCUGGACAGCCGGGAGUGGAGGUACUUCAAAGACGCCGCCGGCCUGCACACGCCGCUGGAGGAGGACGUGUUCCACCUGCGCGGCGACCUCACCCCCCAGCUCUACCUGCGCCCCCGGGAGACCGUCCACGUCCCCUUCAAGUACCAGAGCUUCUCCGUGGGCCCACCAGAGCUGGCACAGGCCUCCACCGAGCUGAGGGCCGAGCGGGGCAGGGAUGCUGGAGCACCCUGGAAGUCUGGUGCCACGCCCACUAAACAUGCCAAGGUCCUGUUCCGCGUGAGUGGCGGCAAGCCCCUGGCCGUGCUCUGCCUGACUGUGGAGCCCCAGCCCCACAUGGUGAACCAGGUCUUCCGCUUCUACCACCCGGAGCUCACCUUCCUGAAGAAGGCCAUCCGCCUGCCUCCCUGGCACACCCUUCCAGGAGCUCCUGUGGGAAGACCAGGGGAGGAGCCAGCAGUCCACGUGCGGUGCAGCGACCCAAAUGUCAUCUGCGAGGCCCAGAAUGUGGGCCCCAGGGAACCCCGGGAUGUGUUUCUGAAGGUGGCCAGUGGUCCCAGCCCCGAGAUCAAAGACUUCUUUGUUACCAUUUAUGCGGAUCGCUGGCUGGCGGCACCCGUGCAGACGUGGCAGGUCUGCCUCCACUCCCUGCAGCGUGUGGAUGUCUCCUGCGUCGCGGGCCAGGUGACUCGCCUGUCCCUUGUCCUCCGGGGGACGCAGACUGUCAGGAAAGUGAGAGCCUUCGCCUCCCACCCCCAGGAGCUGAAGAUGGACCCUGCAGGUGACUUCCUGCUGCCCCCCCAUGGGGUGCAGGACCUGCAUGUGGGCGUGCAGCCCCGCAGGGCUGGCAGCCGCUUCGUGCGCCUCAACCUGGUUGAUGUGGACUUCCACCAGCUGGUGGCUUCCUGGCUCCUGUGCCUCUCCUGUCGCCAGCCACUCAUUUCCAAGGCCUUCGAGAUCACCAUGGCAGUGGGGGAAGGGAAGGGCGCUAACAAGCGGAUCACCUACACCAACCCCUACCCGACCCCGAGGGCCUACCGCCUGCACAGCGACCGCCCGGACCUGCUGGAGUUCAGGGAGGAUGCCUUCCAGGUGGGGGGCGGAGAGACCUACACCAUCGGCCUGCGGUUCUCCCCAGGUGGGAGGCCGGGGCAAGAAGAGAUCCUGAUCUAUAUCAACGACCAUGAAGACAAGAACGAAGAGACCUUUUGCGUGAAGGUCACCUACCAGUGAGCGCUGGGGCCCUGUCACCGGGCCUGGGCCUGGCUGAGGGGGGAAGUGUCCCCUGGUCGUUUCUGUGGCGGCUGCGUCCAGCUGAGCUGCUGCUCACACUGCCCGCAUCCAUGGGGCCGAGAUCCCAGGCCUGAGCGUGAACCCUGGUGGCGGUGGUGGCCCUGCCCUUGGUGUGCAUGAGAACCACUUUGUCCCUCCCCAGCCCAGGGAGAUCGUCACCGUCUAUAACUUUGUUUUGAUUUGCUUUUAGCAAAAUGUAUUUUAUAAAUCAUCCUAAGUGAUAAAAUUAUAUUUUUCUUACUGGAUUUUGUACGAACAUAAACUAUGAUUUGCUGUAGUGUUUUA